This is a messenger RNA of Toxotes jaculatrix (banded archerfish), 3695 nucleotides long. RefSeq names its product nuclear transcription factor, X-box binding 1 (gene nfx1). Lineage: Eukaryota; Metazoa; Chordata; Actinopteri; Toxotidae. The transcript is spliced from 23 exons. Gene Ontology annotation, biological process: negative regulation of transcription by RNA polymerase II. Bases 236 to 3529 code for a protein of 1097 amino acids. The record is from RefSeq and is a predicted model, not a curated record. Gene Ontology annotation, molecular function: zinc ion binding; DNA-binding transcription factor activity, RNA polymerase II-specific; RNA polymerase II transcription regulatory region sequence-specific DNA binding. Gene Ontology annotation, cellular component: nucleus.
CGAGAGCCGCCUGUGCUAGCCUUUAGCUAGCUGGUAUUGAGAAGGUGAGCUGAAGAGAUUGUUGGAAAUUGUUGCUUCUUUUAAGGGAGUUCACUGUAAUUUUUAACAACCAGGGCACAGGUGAAGGGGUGGAUAUUGUCGCCGAGUACCCGGAUACGCUUGUCAUUUCUCAGAAAACUGCCUGUUGGCUUCAAACUUGCGGCGUGGGAGAAGCAACAACCAGAGUUCAAACUGAAUGGCGGAGGGCUCCUCAGACCCACCUGACCUCAAUCCAGAUGGGGCGACACAUGAAAAGCCACAUCAGCAAAAAUCCAGAAGAGGCCGGCCCAGACACAACAAUGACAGAAACCUGAGUAGUACAAGUUAUGAUCACUCUCAACAACAUGGACACUUUUAUCAGGGCUUUAAUCCCCCAUUUAGCCAUAAUAAUCCAAAUUAUGCAGAGAAUCAGCAUCCUCCCUACCAAGGAGAGGAUGGAGCCAAAAGGCGAGGCAGAGGUAGAGGGAGGAGAGAAGGGAAUAGAAGUGUCAAUGGAAGCGUUGGUGGCUCCAGCUCCUGGUGGCAAAGACCUGGAAAUGACUAUGGCCCACACACUGGAAGCAACAGAGGUGUGGGUGGUCACCACUUAGGUUCACAUCCCAUGGAUGGACCUGAUAGGCCAAACUGGCGAAGAGAAGAUGUAAGUGGAAAUUAUGAACAAACCAAUGAAGACCACAACACCUGGGUGAAAAAACCCAGGAACUUUAGCCAGGAGCAGAGGAGGGGAGAGCAAAACAAGAAGGGCACUCACUUAAAGGAGAACAACUCUUCAGUAGAGCAUCGGAGAUCAAAUGAUGCCAAAGGUGAAACUCACCCUUCAGAAAUCAGAGAGAAAGCUCAGAGGAGCAGGGCAGGUCCAGACUUUCAACAUGAUGAUCAUCAGAGGAAACACUCCGAGGCAAAGCGUCGACAAGGACCAAUCAAACCGCCCAAACCACCAUCUCAAGAGGAGGUGGGCUCAGAGGGGGGAGCCGCUGGCCAGGAUUACUCGGACCACAGCAGAUCAUCUCAGAAUCUAACCAGUAAACCUGGGGGAGGCUCGGGACAACACACACCCCUCCAGGCCAGGGGAGGGAGACGAGCACACCAUCAAAAUCGCAGACAUGGUCAGAGAACCUGGGACAAGAUACCAGAGAGCAAGGAGACACAGACAGGGUGUCUAAUUGAACAGCUUUCUGAAGAGAAGUAUGAGUGCAUGGUGUGCUGUGAUAUCAUCCGGCUCAUGGCCCCGGUGUGGAGCUGCCAGAGCUGCUUCCACGUCUUCCACCUGAACUGCAUCAAGAAAUGGGCUCGAUCCCCGGCCUCUCAGGCAGACGAUUCAGCUGAAGGCUGGCGUUGUCCAGCCUGUCAGAAUGUUGCACUGAAACACCCAACUUCCUACACCUGCUUCUGUGGUAAAGUGACAAACCCGGAGUGGCAGCGCAGUGAGAUCCCCCACAGCUGCGGUGACUUGUGUGGAAAGAAAAGAAGUGGAGUGGGUUGCAACCACCCCUGUAACAUCUUAUGUCACCCUGGACCUUGUCCACAAUGUCCUGCCUUUGUAACAAAAUCCUGCAUAUGUGGGAGGACCAGUCAGCCGAUGCGCUGUGGUCAGGCGACAAUGCUCCAGUGUGACAAAGUGUGUGGUGCUUUACUCAACUGUGCUGAACAUACCUGCACACAGGUGUGCCACAGCGGGGCAUGUCAGCCCUGCCAGCUGCAGGUUCAGCAGGUUUGCUACUGUGGAGUUACAACUCGUGAAGUCCUGUGUGGAACAGAUAAAGAAGGAUUUGAUGGCGUGGGACAUUUCUCCUGUCAAAAAACGUGUGCAAAGAUGUUGGACUGCAAAGCCCACCAGUGUCAGCAGGAGUGCCACCGCGGUCCAUGCCAGCCGUGCCCACGCUCCCCUACCCUGGUGAAGACUUGUCCCUGCAGUCAGACACCACUGGCCAAACUCCUGGAACUGGGUUACUCUGAGCGACAAAGCUGCUCUGAUCCCAUCCCUUCCUGUGGAAAGACGUGCAACAAACCCUUGGCCUGUGGCUCCAGUGACACCAUCCAUCUGUGUGAGAAUCUGUGCCACGAGGGCAGCUGUGGGCCCUGCUCGCUGACCUCUACUAUCCGAUGCAGAUGUGGCUCCAAGACAAAGGAGGUCCCGUGUGCAACAAUCCAGAAAGAAGAUGAGCUCGUCUUCACCUGCGAGAAGCGCUGCAACAAGAAACGCUCCUGUGGCCGACACAAGUGCGGCGAGCUGUGCUGUGUGACUGUGGAGCACAAAUGCCCCCUGAUCUGUGGCUACAAGCUCAACUGUGGCCUUCACCGCUGCCAGGAGCCUUGUCACCGUGGAAACUGUGAACCCUGCUGGCAGUCCAGUUUUGAUGAGCUGACGUGUCACUGUGGGCUCACGGUGCUGUACCCGCCCAUCCCCUGUGGCACCAAGCCACCGGAGUGCAAAAACUUGUGUACCAGAAGACACGAGUGUGACCACCCAGUGUUUCACAACUGCCACAGUGAAGAGAAGUGUCCACCCUGCACAUACCUCACUCAGAAGUGGUGCAUGGGGAAGCACGAGCAACGCAGCAACAUCCCAUGUCAUCUGCAAGACAUUUCCUGCGGCCUGACAUGUAAUAAACCACUGUCAUGUGAAAUGCACCGCUGCAGACGGAUUUGCCACCGGGGCGACUGCUUGGCAGAAGGCGGCUGCCAGCAGCCCUGCGUGCUGCCUCGUCCCGACUGCGGCCACCCAUGCUCUGUCCCCUGUCAUAAAGGCAGCAGCUGCCCACGCACCACCUGCACCGCCAAGGUAGCUCUACAGUGCGAUUGUGGUCGAAGAAAGGAAACGGCCAUCUGCUCAGAAGCAGCCAGUUCAUAUCAGAGGUAUGCAGCCAUCGCCAUGGCCAGUAAACUGUCUGACAUGCAGCUCGGCGACUCCAUGGACAUCGGCCCUCUCCUCACUAAGAAGGAGCUGAAACAAACCAGGCUUGAAUGUGACCAAGAGUGUGCUACUUUGGAGAGAAACAGGCGCUUGGCUGAGGCGUUACAGAUAGACUUGUCUUCCGACCCCUUCAACGUUCGCUCCACCUCUAUCUACAGCGACAGCCUCAAAGAGGACGCCAGAAAAGAUCUGAAGUUUGUCACAGAGGUAGAAGAGGAGAUCAGGAAUCUGGUUGACCUUGUGAAUAAGGGAAAACAGCCAAAGAGGAGCCACUGUUUCCAGCCCAUGAACAGAGAACACCGGAAGAUCAUCCACGAGCUGGCCGAGGUCAACGGCGUGGAGAGCGUGAGCUACGACAACGAGCCCAAACGCAGCGUGGUCAUCACAGCCCACAAGGGGAAGUCGGCCUGUCCAAACUCAACCCUGACAUCACUGAUAGAGAGGGAGAUGAUUGUGAGAGCCCCUCCUCCCAUCGCUCAUAUCAAACAGCACAGUAGCAAGGUUGCCAGUGGAAGCACCUGGUCCAAAAUGGUUAAAGAAGAACCUGUGAUAGAUUAUUUUGAUGUCCAGGACUAAUGUGUGGCCACAAAACAAAAAAAAACAAAACAAGAGGAAGCCUCAGGACUUGCUCAGAAAUUCUACAUCUGCCUAAAAGUCUGAAAAGCCCUUUUUCAUUUGUGUUCAUCAAAGAUCAAUAAGAAUUCAUCUGGCUUCCUGAUCAAAUAAAAUGAUUUGAGAGUAA